UCACCUCCGUAACUAGGCCCAAUCCUGGCUUCUAGCAGGGGGCGGGGCUACUGAUUACCUGCUCUGGGAGGGACUCAGGUAAGGGACAAAGUACUUAAAGGAACCUUAGGACCAAGGGCUUCAGGGAUACAGCCCCACAUAGAAGCAAGGCUUUCCUACUCUAAUGGAGGUAUCUAGGGGACUUUAUUAGAGUCUUCCCCUCUCUCCUUUCCCAGUCGGGUCUCUCCCUACAGACAAUUUGCUUGGCAGAGCCAGGAAAAGAAAUCUUGGGUCUCUGGAGAUCUACAAACUGGUGGGAACGGAAUGCUUUGGUUCCUAGAAUAAUUGGGCGGUACCACAUUAUAUCUAUUUCCGGUGGGUGACUGACUUGAACAGCUUGGCCUCGUGAUCUUUUGACUAUUGCUCUUUCUAUAAUAUGAGGAAAGAAGAGUUCUCACUUAAUCGUCUCUUAAGAUGCAACAGGAAAAAUAAGUAUCUAUUUUGGAAAAUGGGUAUCAGACUCUCUGGGCGAAGGAGUUAGUUCUUAAACUCAGACUUGAAGAGACUCAGAGUAACUGCCCCACUCUGCCUACUGCAGGCUAAGCUGUCUCCGAUACCCAUGCCACUUUCGCUCACCGGAACCUUCGAGUUGUCACUCACGUUUCCGGGGGGUAGAAGAGAAGAAGAAAGGACUUACCAAGCCGGGUGAAGCGCCUCCGCAACUAGGGGCAGUGUUAUUUCCGGUUUCUACUGCCGAGCGGAAGUAGGAGGAGUGGAGGGGAAAAAACAGUACUCUUUUCCGGUUCGGGGCACAGUAGAAGCAGCGACGGGUCGGAUAACCGUUUGUGAGGAUGACGCGGCAUGGUAAGAACUGUACUGCAGGGGCUGUCUACACCUACCAUGAGAAGAAGAAGGACACAGCGGCCUCAGGCUAUGGGACCCAGAACAUCCGACUGAGCCGGGACGCUGUGAAGGACUUUGACUGCUGCUGUCUCUCACUGCAGCCCUGCCAUGAUCCUGUGGUCACCCCAGAUGGCUACCUGUAUGAACGGGAGGCGAUCCUGGAGUACAUCCUACACCAGAAGAAAGAGAUUGCCCGGCAGAUGAAGGCCUAUGAGAAGCAGCGAGGAGCCCGGAGGGAAGAGCAGAAACAGCUUCAGCGAGCUGCAGCCCAGGACCAAGUUCGAGGCUUCCUGGAGAAGGAGGCAGCCAUCGUGAGCCGGCCCCUCAACCCCUUCACCCCCAAAGCUGCCGCCUUACCCAACACAGAUGGCGAGCAGCCAGGGCCCAGUGCGGGUCCCCCAGGCAAGGACAAGAACAAAGCGCUGCCCAGCUUCUGGAUUCCCUCGCUGACGCCUGAGGCAAAGGCCACCAAGCUGGAAAAACCAUCCCGCACCGUGACCUGCCCGAUGUCUGGGAAGCCUCUCCGCAUGUCAGACCUGACGCCAGUGCGUUUCACACAGCUGGACGACUCUGUGGACCGCGUGGGACUCAUCACACGCAGUGAGCGCUACGUGUGUGCUGUGACCCGAGACAGCCUGAGCAAUGCCACGCCAUGUGCAGUUCUGCGGCCCUCUGGGGCCGUGGUCACCCUGGAGUGUGUGGAGAAACUGAUCCGGAAGGACAUGGUGGACCCCGUGAAUGGGGACACGCUGACAGAGCGCGACAUCAUCGUGCUGCAGCGCGGCGGUACCGGCUUCGCUGGCUCAGGAGUGAAGCUGCAGGCUGAGAUGUCUCGGCCAGUGAUGCAAGCCUGAGCUGGGACCUAAUAAACCUGCCUGUGAAUGAA
This is a messenger RNA of Peromyscus eremicus (cactus mouse), 1768 nucleotides long. RefSeq names its product nitric oxide synthase interacting protein (gene Nosip). Gene Ontology annotation, molecular function: ubiquitin protein ligase activity. Gene Ontology annotation, cellular component: nucleus. The coding region runs from base 831 to 1736 and encodes 301 amino acids. The transcript is spliced from 9 exons. NCBI's taxonomy places the organism in Eukaryota, Metazoa, Chordata, Mammalia, Rodentia, Cricetidae. The record is from RefSeq and is a predicted model, not a curated record.